Messenger RNA from Aspergillus caelatus, 2217 nucleotides. RefSeq names its product thioester reductase domain-containing protein. NCBI's taxonomy places the organism in Eukaryota, Fungi, Ascomycota, Eurotiomycetes, Eurotiales, Aspergillaceae. Bases 1 to 2217 code for a protein of 738 amino acids. The record is from RefSeq and is a predicted model, not a curated record. The transcript is spliced from 2 exons.
AUGGUCUUUGAAAAUCCCAACCUCCAAGUUCCGCGCAACUGUGGCCGGCGGCUGAUGCCCGCCGUGCUUGACGAAGUGGCCGAGAGCGAUCCCGAGCGUGUGUUCGUCUCAGUCCCCAGAAGUUCCAAUCUAGCCGAUGGCUUCAAGGACAUUCCAUAUGGCACGUUCGCCAAGGCCGUGAACAAAUGUGCCUGGUAUCUGCGUGAGCAACUGGGCAAGGACUCCAUCCCCAAGACCAUUCUCUAUAUGGGUCCACUGGAUGUGCGAUACCUCAUCAUCAUCCUGGCGGCAGCCAAGGCAGGCCACAUGGCCUUCUUCAGCUCGCUUCGCAACAGCUUAGAAGCCCAUUUGUCUUUGCUUGACAAGUCUGGCUGCGACACGGUCCUUGUGCCCAGUCGCGCACCGGCCAUCCUGAGUCAGAUCUUUGCCACACGCCCUAUGGAGCAGAUCGCCACUCCUGAAGUGGACUUCUUCUUCGAAGACUUAGACCAAGUCGAGCCGAUCCCCUUCACCCUGACGUGGGAAGAGGCCAAAACCAAGCCCUUCUGCGUACUACACACAUCCGGCUCGACAGGCAUCCCGAAGCCCGUCUUUGUAACCUACGGCACCUUCGCCAGCAACGACGCCCACCAGCUCAUCCCCUCCCUCGGCGGCAAACCAACCCUAAUCAACUAUCUCUCAGGCCAGCGCCUCUUCCUUGCGCUCCCCGUCUUUCACGCCGCAUGUCUCACCUUCACCCUUGUCUUCAACAUCUUCGGCGGCGUCACCUGCGUCCUCCCGCCCCCAGAACCCCUAACCGCCGACCUGGCCAACCAAGCCUUCCUCCACGGCAACCUCGACGGCGCCCUCAUGGCCCCCUCCCUAAUAGUCGACUGCUACAACCACAACACCUACUGCGUAAACAUGGUCCAACGGCUCAAAUUCCUCUCCUACGUCGGCGGCGCCCUCCCCGAAGAAGUCGGCAAUGUCCUCACCACCCGCAUAAAACUCAUGACCAUGAUGGGCUCCUGCGAAACCGCCCUCCACCCCCUAGAGCUCAACCCCGACCCCGCAGAUUGGCAAUACCUCACCAUCAGCCCCUUCCUGGGCCACUCAUUCCGUAAAGACCGCGACGGCCUCUCCGACCUCGUCUUCACCCGGGACCCCCGCUUCGAACUCUUCCAAGGCGUGUUCCGCACUUUCCCGGAUAAAGCUGAAUUCGCCAUGGGCGAUCUCUUCGAACAACACCCCCACCGACCAGAAUCAUGGGUCUUCCGCGCCCGCACAGAUGAUAUCAUUGCCUUUACCACCGCCGAGAAACUCAACCCCAUUACUAUGGAAACAGUCAUUUCCACAAACGCAAAGGUGAAGUCCGCCGUCGUGGGCGGUCAGGGCCAGUUCCAGGCCUCCGUCCUCAUUGAACCCUAUACUUAUCCCCAAAGCAAGGAGGAAGAGGACCAGUUUAUACGGGAUAUCUGGCCCAGUAUUCUGCAGGCGAAUCGGGAUUGUCCGGCUCAUGGACGCAUUAUGCGUGGGUUUGUGAUGCUGACGAAGCCCGAGAAGCCGAUGCCUAGGGCCGGGAAGGAUACUGUGCAGCGGCAUCAGGUGUUGAAGUUGUAUGCGGAGGAGUUUCGGGAGUUGUAUGAGCGCAUGAGGCCGCAUGUCAAGAAGGAUGGUGUCGCUCUGGAGGCAGGGGUGGAGAAAGGGCCUGUGGAGGUGAAUGGUGACGGUGGUAGUGGUGGUGGUAGUGGUGGUGGUGGUGAUGAUGAUCUGGAUCGUAGGGUGGAGGAGGCCUUGCAGCGGGUGUUGCCUGGGGCUGUUGAACGGGCUGUGCAGGAUGUGCUGGCGCGGUUGCUCGCUGGGUUGACGGGGCAGUCAUCAGCUGUGGUUUCGCAAAGUGCUCCUGAGAAGCCGUCGGUGCAUGUCAAUGGAACGGUGAAUGGGGCGGCUGAGACUACUAAUGGUGUGGAGGAGGCAGUCCAGACGGGACCUCCUGAGUUGAAGAAGGUCAUUUAUGACCAGCUGGGUGAAAAUAUCGAUAUCAAGGACAUCAAGGAUGACUCGGAUUUGUUUCAAUUCGGGUUGGACUCCCUGGUGGUUAUUGAUUUGACUAACGCCCUGAACACGUACAUUAUCAAGUGGCGGCCGGGGAAGGAGUUGUUGGAGCCCAAGGUGGUGUACGAUAACCCAACCGUAGAACGGAUAUUGAAUCUGGUUGAGGGUGCUGGCGAAGUAUAA